AUGUACAUCGAUGAGAAUGACCACAGUGUCACUGACAUAGCCCUCCUCCCUGAUAACCAAUUUGAAAGUGUGGCAACACUAAGAAGAUGUAUUCUUCAAACUUUGAGUGAGGAUGAGGAGCUGGAUUUGCUGACCCAGCAAGCACUGGAAGUGGUGUGUGCUGCCAUCCUGAUAUUGCUGGAGCGUCAGGCAGAGGAGCAGCUACCUGGUGGCAAAUACUGGCAGCCAAGUGAAGCUGAGCAGCAGAAGUCGCAGCAUGUGCCAACCACAAAUGUUGUGUCUGAAAGGGACUUUGCUGUGCUCAAUAACUUAGUAAGAUCCAAGCCCAAUGCAAGCUCCUUGUCGUGUGAGGCAUACAUCAUGUGGCUGAACAAUCAGACCAGCAUGUGGCUCGACAACCUGGAUGCUGAAGAAAAAGAACGCCACAUGGCAUACGCCAGAACGCAUGCAGCGAGUAUUCAUGCAAAGUUCCUGGAAAAAAAGCAAAAAAUCAAGGAGCAACGUCUUGAGGCGUUGCUAAAGAAGCAGAAAGAAAAAGAAGACAAGAAACAAAAGGCUCGACAGAGGAAGGUGGCACUGACAGAGAAGGUUCUCAAAAUGGGCGGAGUGUGGAAAACUGCCGAAGAGGUGGACGAGAGGGUGGGUUCUCUGAACAGAGAACAAGAAAAGCUGGAGGCAGUGAAGAACCAGCUCCAGUUCCACAAAAAAGUGCUCAACUCUGAGGGCAACAAGGAACUGUUCCAGAUGACAAUCACCAGGCCGGGAAGAGGAAGGCAUGUCUUCUCCUGUAGUGAAAAAAUCUCCCAUCUAAAAGAAGUCAUCUCUAAAAACGUCACACACAGUACAGACAUCAACAGCGAGUCUGAAGAAGAGGAUGAAGAGAGGGAGUACGUGACGCUGAAAGAGCCUGAAGCCCGUACAGUACAGGGCAUACAUGAAACACAGAACAAAAAACUUCAAGCCGAAACAGAAAAAAGAGAAGUGAAUAGGCAGAAGUUGUCUUUACCGGACUACCUCAAAGACCCGUCCAAACUGGUCGGCUGCAAGAUCAGGCAGAAGUUCAAUACUAAAGAUCAAGACGGUAACAAGGUCCAGACUUGGUACACAGGGACAGUUACCGAGAUGAUGGACGGGGCACAAGACCCAAAGGACACUGAGUACCUCAUAGUAUACGACGACGAAAAUGAGAAGGAUGAGGUGUACAACCUCCUGUCUGACUUAGAAAAGGGAGAGCUUAUUGUACUUAACAGUGACUAAAUGAGGAUGUAUUAGUAUAUAUGUACAGUAACUGAUACAAUUUGUGAUAUGGUUGACCUGUUGAGACCUUUAUUGUCUCGCCUUUUUUCUUUAUUGUUGGCUAUACUAUACUACAGUACUCCCUUGAAGCACCUUGGGCCUUCCAACUUAGUAGACAUAGGUGCAAUUUCCCUUGUGUGUUGAGCAUUCAAAAGACUUUCUGUUCGUGACAUGGCUGUAAGUUUUUACGAGUACAGUUUAAGUUCAUGUAGUUUCAUAGAACUGGUCUGGUAUGUUAGUGGACGAAGAAGUAUCUGUGUCACAUGCUUGAGAAAUCUGAAAGAAAGGAAAAGAAAGAUUAGUAUGUUUUAAAAGGAAAAGUUCAAGUGCAUAGAUUUGUAAGUUUGUACAUUAGUUAACCUGUUACGAGGAAAUAUCAUUCUGUAUGAUCAAUAUGUUGUCGUGGACCAAACUUGUGAUACACUGUUUCGCAGCCGACUAGUCUAAUGAUGAUGAUGUUGUAAUAUAUCUAUGUACAUGGAAA
Molecule: messenger RNA, 1780 nt
Organism: Branchiostoma floridae (Florida lancelet)
Lineage: Eukaryota; Metazoa; Chordata; Leptocardii; Amphioxiformes; Branchiostomatidae
Exons: 2
Coding region: 1-1257 (418 amino acids)
Cellular component (GO): mitochondrion
Molecular function (GO): 3'-5'-RNA exonuclease activity
Source: RefSeq, a predicted model, not a curated record